AUGACAAGUAAAAUAAAAUCAAGUAAUACACUUUUAACAUUUGAUGCAAAUGAAGUGACCAAUAUUAAAUUAGUUUGGGAUAUUGAAGAAUUAAAGAAUAAGGAUAAAGAAGAUAAAGCACAUAUAAAAGAUGAAGAAGAAGAUGAAGAUGGACCAGUAUCAUUUCAUCCAUCAUUUUCUCAUCAAAUAUUUAAUGAUGAACAAGUUCAAGGAUAUGAAGCUUGUAAAAUUGAUAUUUAUAUGGGAGCAGGUUCAUUAACAUCAUAUAUUGAUACAAAUUAUACUUUACAAUCUAAAAAUUUAACAAAUGUUGAAGGUGAAUUAUUAAAAGUUUUUUCAAAACAAGACCCACCAAUUUCAAAACAAUCAUUUUAUAAAUUCAUUGAAGAAAAAGAAAAAUCAUUUAAACCAAUUGGUAAAAAGAUACAUGAAUAUACAAUUACAGAUAAAGAGAGUGGUGAAGAAACAGAGUAUGAAGUUUAUUUUGGCAGAAUAACAGAUCAAGCAGUAUUUAGAUACCAUGAGAAACUUCAAAUAUUUGUAUUAUGGUAUAUCGAUGGUUCUUCCUAUAUUUGGACAGAUGAUCCAAAUUGGGAUAUAUUUUUCAUUUUUGAAAAGAGAAUUAUAGAUGGUGAAAAGAGAUAUGGCAUUACAGGUUAUUCAACAAUUUAUAAUUUUUAUCAUCAUCCAGAACAAACUAGAGCUAGAAUUAGUCAAUAUUUAAUUUUACCACCAUACCAAAGAAUGGGUCAUGGUAAAUAUUUAUUUAAUUCAAUCCAUCAAUAUUAUAAAACCAAUGAUGGAUUCUACGGACCAGUUUACGAUGUCACCAUUGAAGAUCCAGCAGAUGAUUUUAAUUUAUUAAGAAACUAUGUCGAUUUAAAGAAUAUUAUCGAUGAGAAAUUAUUUGAUAAUGUUAUACUAGAUUUAAAUGCAAAUAAUAAAUCAGUAUUUGAAGAAAUUAGAAAGAAAUUAUUAGUUCCCCAUAAACAGUCAAAAGUUUGUUUAGAAAUUUAUUUAUUUAGUAAAUUUUUAGCAACACCAAAUUCAAAUCCAAAAUAUAAAGAAUUUAGAAUUGCAAUUAAAAAGAGACUUUAUAAACAAAAUAUUGGUGAUUCUGAACAAAUUGAAAAAAUGAAACAACAAGUUGCGCAAGAGAAUGAAGAUAAUUUACGUCUUGAACAAGAGGAGUUACAGGAGUUACAAGAUAUUGAAAAUAAAAAAAAUGGUACAAAUAUUAAAGUCGCAAUCAAUACUAAAGAAUUAACAACACCUUCUGAACCUGAAAAAAGUAAAGAAGAAAUUGAAAAAGAUAGAUUAGAAGAAAUUAUUCAACUUUAUAAAGACUUGGAAGAAAAUUAUCAUAAAACUUUAUCAUCUUUAAAUUUAAUUACAAAAUAA
Messenger RNA from Dictyostelium discoideum AX4, 1401 nucleotides. RefSeq lists its product as hypothetical. Bases 1 to 1401 code for a protein of 466 amino acids. Gene Ontology annotation, biological process: chromatin organization; subtelomeric heterochromatin formation. The transcript has a single exon. The record is from RefSeq and is a predicted model, not a curated record. NCBI's taxonomy places the organism in Eukaryota, Evosea, Eumycetozoa, Dictyosteliales, Dictyosteliaceae. Gene Ontology annotation, cellular component: chromosome, telomeric region; nucleus. Gene Ontology annotation, molecular function: protein-lysine-acetyltransferase activity; histone acetyltransferase activity.